CCUAGUCGCGGUCGCCAUUUUCUCGGGUAGUCGUCGGUUCACCGUGUUUCCUCGGGUUUGGUGUUUUUCGGUCCGCGAGCACCGCCGAAAAUCCGGCCUCCCCCAGGUUAGGCCACCACAAAUGGCUUGCUUGAACACCCUCAAGCAGGAGAUCAAAACCCUCGAGUCCGUCUUCCCCAAGAGCCAUGAGAGGUUUCAGAUAAUGUCCGCGAGUGUCGACGAGCUCAGCUGCAGGUUCGUCGGUAAAAAUGGGAAGAAGUACGAAAUUCACGCCAAUAUCACAGAAACAUACCCCUCGACUCCACCAGUCUGGUUCGCAGAGUCGGAAGAGACUAGUGUCACGAACGCGGUACAAAUUCUCAGUAACACGACUGGACAAGACAACCACGUGAUCAACCAGGUGGGGAUCCUCUUGAAAGAAUUGUGCCGGCUUCACUCGUUACCGGAACCACCGGAUGUGGAACGGUUGAGAACGUCGUUGUUCCCUCUACGUCUCGGCGGUGCCGCGGCUACGAUGGCCCAGAGAAUGGAAGCCGAAGAUACAGAGGACAUCGACGACGACGAAGAGAGCGAAGCAGAGGAAGACCUCCACUUGGACAUGGACGACGGAGAAGCUAAUGCUAAGAAUAAAGGAGAGGAAAUGGAUUUGGAGCACCUUGCAACUCUGGAAAGGUUGAGACAGAAUCAGAGACAGGACUAUUUAAAAGGUUCGGUCUCUGGUAGCGUUCAAGCGACUGACAGACUGAUGAAAGAGUUGCGUGACAUAUACAGAAGCGAUAGUUUCAAGAAAGGAAUGUAUAGCAUAGAGUUGGUUAACGACAGCCUGUACGAGUGGAACAUCAGGCUAAUGUGCGUGGAUCCUGACUCGCCACUUCACAAUGAUCUAGUUCUUUUGAAGGAGAAGGAAGGCAAAGACAGUAUUCUGCUCAACAUGCUUUUCAAGGAACAGUACCCCUUCGAGCCACCAUUCGUCAGGGUGGUUCAUCCCAUAAUCUCCGGCGGAUACGUUCUGGUCGGAGGCGCGAUUUGCAUGGAGUUGCUGACGAGGCAAGGCUGGAGCUCCGCUUACACCGUGGAAGCGGUCAUCAUGCAGAUAUCGGCUACCUUGGUCAAGGGCAAGGCGCGCAUACAAUUCCAAGGAACCGGGGGCAGUGGCAAAGUCUGUGGUGGACAAGGCCAGUACAGUUUGGCGCGCGCGCAACAGUCCUUCAAGUCCCUCGUACAGAUUCACGAGAAGAACGGUUGGUUCACACCGCCAAAGGAAGACGGCUAAUGAAGACGAAGUGUCAGAGAACGACAAUGUGACGCGUGCUUGCGGCUGAGACUUUAAUUCGGUGUGUGCCCAACAAAUAAUUAUUACGAUAAUGAUUUGAUACACGAAACACAACAUUAACUAGGUAACUUUAAGAUACUGAAUUAAUACGCGUACGCAUAAUUCAUCCUUCGAUCGCUGAGAAAUGGCUGUCGCGCUCAAAAGGGAGGAGUCGCAAGGCCUGGCAGAAAGAGAUCGUGUGAAAGAAAGAAAGAAAGAAAGAAAAAAAAAAAAAUCGAACGCGAGAUUUACGGUGACGCGUUCGGCUUUUUUGCGCGCGUGGACUUCGACUUUCGACUGCGGUCGGCGAUCGCCGAUCGAUAUUGCGACGUAUCGGGUACCGCUACCGUUCGAGCCGGGAUCCGUAAUUUCGUAAUCGCGGCGAUCGUUCUUUAAUUAAGCGACGCAAUUGGCCCCCGCGUUACUUCUCAGAGAACACGGAGGAGGCCGAGUCUCGAGGCAGGUAGCUCUUGCGGAGUCACCACGGAAAUCGACGUAUAUAACGGCGGAUUAAUCGUUAAACGAUCCUUCCCAUUCGGUCAUCGCCGAGACGUUUUAUUAGGCAUGCCGCACAGUUCCGUUAUGUAUCUCCUACCGAAGCCCGAGACCUUGCACGAGACGUUUCGCAAAUUUAUUCCGGUAAAUCCGCAGGUGAUAUACGGCUAAGUCGCGGACAAGGAGCUCUGUUUCUUUGAACAGUAAGCCUAAUAGAAUCGUGCCCCGUCCCCUUGAAUUGCCCCCUCUUCGUUAAAUUGUCCGCCGACGUUCUCCUCGACUGUACUACCGAAUAAUAUCAGUGACUUGUAAUUAUCUGUAUAUUCCUCUUGCCUAGCUGUACACGUGAGUUCUUCGGUUUAUCUACAUUUUCUUUUCUUCUCUUUUCCUCUCUCUCUCUCUCGAUCUCUCGACUUUUUAAUUUUCCACGCCGAUUGUUAAAAUACAAUUAUGAUAUAGGUACUUACAAGCAAUAAAGUACGGAGUAACGUAGCCGGUAGGAUUUUUCAGAAUGUACUUUAUCUCUCUCUCUGUCUCUCUUUCUAUUUCUCUCUCGUUCCUCGGUAGAAGGAUCGCUCUCGUGGUUAAUUGUACAUUUCGCUUGCGCGACUUCGCACGCGCCCUCGGUUUCGUUCGAACGGUCGGCUCGUUGUAGAUUUUUUACCGUAGUAAACGAUAUUUUUUUAUGUCUCUCGGGAAACGAGUCGUUUAUAUGUCCGGGCGUUGUAGUGUUAGUGCAAUAAGUGCCGACGCGGUCGGAUUUGUCCCGCUUUAUGAGCUGUUCUCGCGAAUAUCGAGCACGCGUUGGCGGACCCUGAAGGACCACCACGCAUCAACCCUUUUCUUUAAUGGAAACUUUGCCAAAGCUUAAGUUAUCCACCCUCGCCGUUGGCCGAUGGGGUUUUGUCAAGUGUCAGCGCGUUUCAUCGUGUUCGGUUCCCUUUCUAGUUUUAUUUGCAUUUAAUGGUCGCGGGACUCGUUCGUCCGUUUGCGAAUAAUUUCUCUAUUUUCUCUCUUUUUUUUUACCGGUAGAUGUUAUUUAAUAGGAGUCCAUUCAAUGUCGUCGUCGGAAGUUUGAGUGCGCUAAUUGACAAGACACCGCUACGCGAAUUAUGCUAGAAUAGUCCAAACGAGGCUCGUUGCAUAAAGAAGAAGGGUUCUGUGUCCAAGCGUUUCCUUUUAUUCGGUAGAAAGCGACUAGGGAAUCAAGCUCCUUAUUGUAGGAUAUUUUUUUGAAAGGGUUAUGCGUUUAGCUGGGACCCGAUUCUCGAGUUAUUUUUUUUUUUCGCAUGAAAAAUGCUGCACUGUUGCGAGGUCGCGUCAUUGGUUAAUAUUUGAAAGUCGGGUAUGAAAUUGUCAAUUUCGUCGGCGAAUGUUCAUCGCGUGAACUCGGGAAUAGGGUCCCAGGGAAGUAGUUUUCGUGAAAUCGUCAUUCUGGGCCUCUUAAUGAAUUUCGCCGACUCGGAUUACGGCGAGGCAGGUUGAUUUGUAUAAAUUGCAAUUUUCCAAAAUGGCGACUUCCAGGCAAUAUAACGUAUUUAAGGCGGUGUCGUAGGAUCAGGGACAUGCAGGAUCGAGCUGCCGGGAACGCAUCCUCUGCGAAUGUCUCGCCCUUGUGAGGGCGAAAUCUAAAACGAAUGAAAAACGUGAAACGUUCGAUUAGGGUAGUGAUUACGAGCUAGGGUUUUCGGACGAGGUCUUUUUCCUUUUGUUGUCCUCUUCGGUCGGAUCUUAGGGAGGGAAUGACGUUAUAAGUUGUUCGCGAACACUUACUUUCCGACGACUGUCCGUGAGUUGUAAACGAUGCGCGCGCAACUGGUGAGUCUCGAGAGUAAUUGAUGUGAUUGUAAAUUCCUUGUUCAUAGCGGGGUAGAGGCGCGACGGCGAAUCGAGGGGACGAGGACCGAGGGACGAGAUUUCGACGCGUCCACCUCAGGAGGCGACAUUUCCCGCCAGCCCGGGCGGGCGAAGAGAACGGGUGGCGGCGCGAGGAGAGCGAUUGUAAAGGAUAUCCUGUAACGCCUCCUGGUCUUCUCGAGGUCGUUCUCUCUCUCCCGAGGGACGAGGUUCGACGUUUCCCGCCCGGGCGGGCGAAGAGAAUGGGUGGCGGGCCGAAGAGAGCGAUUGUAAAGGACUAAAGCGAUUGUAAAGGAUACCCUGUAACGCCUCCCGGUCUCCUCGAGCCCGAGGCACGGGUCGCCCCGUUCCCCGAUCGGUCGCUGUCUACCCGUACCCACCCUGGAUCUAGAUGUAGGCCUUGUACGCCGUGUUAAGUGUAUGGUACGAUUCCAUUAUUUCUGUCAUCGUUCUGCCCGAACGCGAGCGACCGGGAUUCCUCGGAACUGACUCCCUGAGACGGCGGCCACGUGACUUUGACAGAAUCCCGGCCGCGCGCCACGUGGGUUUGACAGGACACCACGUGGGCGUGACGCCGCAUCGCGAAGCCGCAUCGUAGCAUCACUUUGGACCCGAUUUAAUUGCAACUUAGUUACUAGGAUCAAACCGCGCUGGUGGUAGUAUUUUUGGAUAUUUUCUUCAAACCCGAUAGAGUGUUAAGUACUAGAUAGGACACGCGAUCGGUGGAGGUCGGCAUCGAAACUUCCGAAGUAAUAUCGAUAGCCGUGGUCCGAUUGAUUUAAAUCGUUGCGAUUCAAUCGGGAGGGCUUCUCGCGAAACGGUGCCUGGGAACGAGUAUCUCAUUUUUCCAGGUUUUCUCUUCUUUUUUAAUAAUCUUCACGUGGUCGCCGCGAGACGCGACCAACUCGUUCGCGGACCUCGGUCGCUCGCCUUGCAAAGUCUAUCACAACUCUCCCAUCUAUACACUUAAGUAACUAACCGAUCGACAGCAUCGUCUCUCAUCAUCGAUCUUUAAGCUUAAGGUUACGCCCACGGACGCAGCUCCGUCCCGGGGCAUGCUCUACCAUUAUUGAUUUGACGUUAAAACGAAAUUCUAGCGCAACAUUAUCAUUUCCCCUCCGUCUGCCCCUCCCCCUAUCGGGUUUCGUUAUCCGUCUGUCGUCUCGCUUCAUUCUCUCUCCUGACGUCAUGGACCUUUCUCUCUGGCUCGCUCCCACUUUCUGUGACCUCUGUCUCUCUAUCUUUCUAUCUCGCUCUAGAAUUUCGUAAUAGAUUAUGUUAAUUAUUAUUUAGGAGAACGCUAUGAAACAAAAUAAAGAUUUUAAUAAAAAAGAGCUCCGAGAGUUGUGCGUA
Messenger RNA from Orussus abietinus, 5017 nucleotides. RefSeq names its product ubiquitin-conjugating enzyme E2 Q2. Gene Ontology annotation, cellular component: nucleus. Gene Ontology annotation, biological process: protein polyubiquitination. The record is from RefSeq and is a predicted model, not a curated record. The transcript is spliced from 6 exons. Gene Ontology annotation, molecular function: ubiquitin conjugating enzyme activity. NCBI's taxonomy places the organism in Eukaryota, Metazoa, Arthropoda, Insecta, Hymenoptera, Orussidae. Bases 122 to 1273 code for a protein of 383 amino acids.